CGAGGGGCGCCGACCGCCGCCCAACUCCCCGCAACGCCAGGCGAGGAGGAGGCGGCGCGGCGGUUCCCUCGCCCGCCGCGGCCCGGCCCCUUCUCCCCCGGGCGCCGCCCCUCUCCGCGCCGCCCGUGAGUCAGGGCUUUGCCGGGCACGGGCGGCAGCCGCGGCCGGAGCGGACGGGCAGCCUCCGCCGCGGGGCUCCAUGGAGAAAGCGGCGGGCGAAGGCGGCGGCAGCAACAGCAGCAGCCGUAGCAGCAGCCGCCCCACGUCGGCGGGCUCGUCCCCCUCGUCCUCCUCCGCCAGCCGCGGGCUCCCGGGCCGGGCGGCGGCCGCGGGCAGGCUGGAUGGAGGCGGGGGCGGCGGCAGCAGCCCCGGCUCGGCGGCGGCCAGCCCGGGGGGCGGCAGGCGGCGGGAGCUGGUGCUGGAAGGGACGCUCAGCAAAUACACCAACCUCCUGCAGGGCUGGCAGAGCAGGUACUUUGUGCUGGACUUUGAGACGGGGAUUCUGCAGUAUUUCAUGAAUGAACAAACUAAAAACCAGAGCCCAAAGCCACGAGGAGCCUUGUCUUUAGCUGGAGCUAUAAUAUCGCCCAGUGAUGAAGUGCCACACAUGCUGGUGGUCUACUCUGCUAAUGGAGAGAUGUACAAGUUAAGAGCUGCUGAUGCAAAGGAGAAACAGUACUGGAUAACACAGCUUCGAUCCUGUGCCAGACAUCACAAGGAAAGUGAUUCUAAGAGCAUCUCAUCCUCACGAAGUAGAAGCUCAUCUCUGCUGCCACCUGGGACAGUUAAUUCUGCAUCUCCCAGCGGCCAGAAACACACGAAUCAGAGUGGGCCAACUGUUGUAACCAUCACACAUCACAAAUCACCUGCAGCUGCUCGAAGAGCCAAGAGCCAGCGAUCUGGUCAACUCCACGAAGUCCGAGAGAUCAUGAGCCAAGCUGAAGGACAACAAAAGAAUCUUGUACAAGCCAUUGAAGCUCUCCCAAAUUCUGGACCCCUUACUGCCUUGGAUCAGGACUUGCUACUUUUAAAAGCUACCUCUGCUGCCACCCUGAGCUGCCUUGGAGAAUGCCUGAGUCUACUACAGCAAAGUAUUCAUCAAGUGGGCCAACAGCAUAACAGGACACUGUCAUCAGAAGGUAUCCUAGGAUGGCCUGGGCCCAAGUCACACUCCACAGAGGAACUGAAAAACGGUGCUCUCAGCUCCUUAUCAUCUGCUAGUGCCAACAUUACAUGGGCAAUAGUACCAUCUGCAGCCCAGGAGGCACAGGCACUACAGCCAAACACUGAGCAUUCAGCUUCUGAGUUGAUCCUAGUUGAAGAUGAAAUGACAGAUACUGAAGAUAAUGAAGAGGAGGAUUUAGGAGUCAUGGAUGAUCAACGUAGUGUAAUUCUCCACCUCAUCUCUCAGCUCAAACUUGGAAUGGACCUUACCAGGGUAGUGCUUCCAACAUUUAUUUUGGAGAAAAGAUCCCUGCUGGAGAUGUAUGCAAAUUUCAUGGCCCAUCCAGACCUGUUUUUGUCAAUUGCAGCUGGAGCCACUCCCGAGGAAAGAAUUAUCUGCUUUGUGGAGUAUUAUCUAACAGCUUUUCACGAAGGCCGAAAGGGAGCAGUUGCCAAGAAGCCCUAUAACCCAAUCAUUGGUGAAACCUUUCAUUGCUCGUGGGAUGUGCCUAAAGAUAAAGUGAAAGCUUUCAGAACUAACGGUGCCUCCACGGCCUCUAAGGACUCAGCCAGGGAGCUUGGCCAGGAGCAGCACACGUGCUACAAGCUGAGGUUUGUAGCUGAGCAAGUGUCUCAUCAUCCACCAGUAUCCUGCUUUUACUGUGAGUGCAAAGAGAAGAAAAUGUGUGUGAACGCUCACGUGUGGACCAAAAGCAAGUUCAUGGGCAUGUCAAUAGGUGUUUCUAUGGUAGGUGAAGGUGUACUUCACUUGCUGGAACAUGAAGAAGAGUAUGUCUUCACCCUGCCCAGUGCCUACGCUCGCUCGAUCCUUACCAUCCCGUGGGUGGAGCUUGGAGGGAAGGUCAACAUCAAUUGUGCCAGAACAGGCUAUUCUGCCACAGUCACGUUCCACACCAAGCCCUUCUAUGGAGGGAAGGUCCACAGGGUUACAGCCGAAGUGAAGCACAAUCCAACAAACACCAUUGUUUGCAAGGCACAGGGAGAAUGGAAUGGCACCCUGGAAUUCACUUACAGCAACGGAGACACCAAAGUGAUUGACACCACCAAACUGCCUGUGAUCAGGAAAAAGAUCAGGCCUAUAGCAAACCAAGGGCCGCUGGAGUCGAGGCGCCUGUGGCAGCACGUCACCAGCUCUCUGAAGGAGGGGAACAUCGAUGCCGCCACGGAGCACAAGCACCGCCUGGAAGAGAGGCAGCGAGCGGAGGAGAGGCAGCGAGCAGCGCUCACAACUCCCUGGAAACCCAAAUACUUUGCCAAAGAGGGUGACGGUUGGCUGUACGUGAAUCCUCUCUGGAAGACCCAUUGACAGGAGAGAGCAGUUGCCUCGUAACUUUACCUGAAAGGCAUUAAAAUGAUACAGUAUGUAACUUCAGGAUGUCCUUGGAUAGGUCCUGUUCCCAGAAGACCCCCACAGGAAGUUAUGUACUGUGAAUGACGCAUCUCAAAAUAACCACGAGCUCGAGUUUAUUCAGGAGCCAUUUUGUGUGUGCAGAUCCACAGACACACAGGCACACGUCCCUAAGUACCCACGGUGUGCAUGUGUUGUGUGUGUUAUUUACACUACAUGUAAAAGUUCCAACACCAAUAGCGACUCAAAGACCUUUUCCUCCAAGUGUUAGGGCACAGAACCCUGGCUGGACUCGGCCGGGGUUCCCCAAGUUGUGUGCUUGCAGGAUCAGGCCCUAUGCUAGUAUUUAAGAAAAUACUUUUUUAUUAGUACUGGUUAAGGUUUUUCUAUUUUUCACUUUUGCCAAAAAUGUUUUGCACUUAAAACGUGACAUGUCUCUUAAUGGCAGUCAUUCUGUCUGAACAGUCACCGAGAAACUCACUUUGACAUAAGAAUGAUCCACUGGCUGUGCUCGCUCUGGUUGCUGAGUUCAGGGCGUUUCCUGUCACUGACGAGUGUGAAUUUCCUGCCACCCUGUAAGAAGUAGCAAUACCUUCUCCAGAACGUUGUUCUUCACACAGGCCCGUUGUGUCCUCGCUGCUUUGUCUGUUCAUGCUUCAGCUGUUCAGUCAGUCUCUGGUCACCAUCCCUGAGCCAGCUGCUCUGGGAACUUUGAUCAUGCUGUGUAACGUUCUCUGGCUGCUGUCAUGCCAACACUUCUGGCUUACAUGUUCCACUAAAUGGGAUUGUUCUGAUAAAACAUUUGCAUGAGUAGAGAUGAUAUAACUGGCCUUCCCAGGUAAAUGAUUCCCUGAUGUAAAAGUAAUCAUUUAGUAAAUUAUUCCACUGAGACAAUAACUUUAUGAAUGAAGCAAAUGAAAUGGGAUACCAUUUGUUUUGUAGUGCUAAAAAACCCACAUAAUUUAAAACUCCUGUCAUUUGAUCUUGCUUUGUAAGGUACCCACCGUGACACUGACAAAGUGGAUUCUAGAAUUGUGUUAAGGCUUUGUCACUUUUUAGUUUGUAUUUGUUGGAAGUGAAGAUGUUUUUGAGAGGUGGCAGCAAAGGGCACAUGUAAAAUGUGCUCAGUGCUUCUUUCCACAAUGCCCUGUAAUGGAACCACCAUAUUUCUAAAACACAGUAGCAUGGAUGCCUGUCUGUAGAGCUGAGUAAUUUUGUGCCUUUUGUCUGCUUUGUUCAUACACUGACUUAUGCUUGAUAGUUACUACACAAAGACAUCUAGGUAAAAUCACUGCUCACAUCUGUCCUUGUGCAUCCUGCAUUUUGCUUUUUUGGUAGAUAUUAAAAUGUCUUGAGCAGCUCAGAAGGCUGAGCAGAGGAGGUGUGUGUACACAAGGAAACAUUCCAUUAGUUGUUCCUUUGGAAUUGAACUUCAGAUUUCUAUUUAAUGAAGGUGUGGCUACUUUUUCCUCCUAAAUGCUAUUUAGUCUUCUUGUCUGUCUUGGUUUUUUUUUUGGUUUUUUUUUUUUUUUUUUUUUUUUUUUACAUUAAAAAGAUUCAUAUUCUAAAUUAUUUAAAUCCUAUUUUUUAAAAAAAGUGGAUUGUAUGAGCUUGGUUUUCUAACUGACACUUUUUUUUAAGAGGAAAAAAAAAAUCUUAUUUUUUAGAAAUAGUUGAUGUAAUAGUUUUCUGUAACAAAACCAAAAUGAUGCUGUUGUAGUAAUUACUGAACUGCUACUGAGUAUCAUCAGGAACACUUGUACUUUAUCACCUGCAAGAAUUUGCUUUGUAAUGGAUCCUCUCUUGUUCUAGAGAUUAGUCUGAUAAGUACCUAAAAGUAUUCCUACAGUUUGUAGUAUCAUCACAAAGAACAAUGGAAAAAGCAGAGUAAAACCCAUGGAACAUCCUCCCAGAGCUCUCCCACACACCAAAGAACAAGACACAUCCUCACUAAAUAGCCAUGGCAAACCUCUGUGUGUCAGGCAUGCAGGCCUGGGCCCCUGAAGGAGUAGACCUCUUUCAGCUGGGAUGGUGUGACUGUCAGGGCUACAGAGAUGCUGUAGCUGUCCUUUUAAGGAGAAAUUUGAAUAAUUUUCUGCUUGUAAUUUAUUGAAGAUUUUCUCUGUCUGCAUGGUUGGUUGUUUCUGCAUGCCGAGGACAUUCCACUUGUGCUCUGACCAAUGUUUUGUUCUGUUCUGAUGCUAUGAAGAAUCCCCUGAUGCCAUUUCCAGUUUCUUUCCCAGAUUAACUUGGGAGACACAAACGUAAAAAGUCCUUUCAGAAAACAUCCCAUCAGCAAGAGAUUCCAGAACAAGAUUCACAAGUGUCAUUUUAUUUUUCUGAUAGUAUGUUUUCAGUAUAUUUUGCAGGUCUGAAAAUUAAAUAUUCAUAAGCCUUAUUUUCUGUAGGUAGUUCCAAUAGAUGUCUUGGAAUUGCAAGUAAAUACUUUCCUUUUCAAGUAGCCAAUGUACACUGAAUUGUAAUGUAAAAACUUCCAUGUACUCCAUUUUUUUUUUGUGCACACCUGUAGAAAGCCUAUGCAACCUUUUUCUUUCCUAAAUUAGAAAUGUUCAGAAAGAAAAUUUAUACCUUUAUCAUUUAAAAGAUGCUCUGGCAGUCUCUUCUGAUUUGCCUUCCUUUCAUAAUUUGUGAAUUUAAAAUGAGAAUGCUCAUGAAUAAAAGAUUUGUUUCAUUUA
This is a messenger RNA of Oenanthe melanoleuca, 5229 nucleotides long. It is a transcript of the gene OSBPL10, whose product is annotated as oxysterol binding protein like 10. The record is from RefSeq and is a predicted model, not a curated record. Gene Ontology annotation, cellular component: intracellular membrane-bounded organelle; membrane; cytosol. The transcript is spliced from 12 exons. NCBI's taxonomy places the organism in Eukaryota, Metazoa, Chordata, Aves, Passeriformes, Muscicapidae. Bases 200 to 2491 code for a protein of 763 amino acids. Gene Ontology annotation, molecular function: cholesterol binding.